AUGACCACGGCAUCACCAAGCCCCAUGGGCUUCUCUCAGUUCUCAUCCCUCUCGCGGCGCCCUCCCUCGCGGCAAGGUUUCAAGCAACCUACUUAUAGACCACAGCUCAACCGUGAAGAGCCUGUGGCCACCGAAAGCCAUGCGCGAACUUACUCACUCAAUGAUAGCUCCGACGACGAAAUACCCUUUCCGAUGAUGAAAUUCAGCGCCCUAACAAACGCAUUGCUUAACGAUGUCGCCCCAGACGUCGAAAGGUCCACCCAAGAUACAUCACGGACGACUCCUGAACCUGACGAGCCAGAUAUUCAUAAGAGAACAGGAAGCGCCAGCGCAAUUCGAGACCUCCCCUCCCCUCCGGGCAGCAAAGCCCGGAGCCCGUGUCCGCGAAGAAUUGUGCGGCUCAGCGGGACUCCUGGCUCUUCGAGUCUCCGCAGGUCAGAUUCCUUAUCUAGUGCUGUCCGGAAGCAUAAUGAUCAAGCAGCCGCUAAAGCAGAAAGCCCCCUAGACCUCAGCACCCCCGCCCCCGUUAGAAGAACUGUACGAAUUCCUAUAACUGCUCAAAGCAACCAGGUGCUAUUUGGAAGCUCUUCGGGUAAAAGUUCGAGUAGAACAGAUUCGGGACCUCGCAAUGGCGAUGGAGAGAUUGCAUCGCAGGAAUACCCAGCCACGGCUGCUCGAUCGCAAUUGGCUGCCAACCAAGGAAGUGUGUCGAGAUAUGGGUCGUCAACUAUUGGGCGUCCGAGAUAUGGCGAGGAUGCAGGGUUACAAAACUCAAUGCGGGUCAAAAGGGUUGGCAAAGUAACGGGGACAUUCUUACGCGGGCCUGCUCGAAGGGGAAGAAGGCGUAUGGACGACGAUGAGCAAAGUCCGAUGGAAGAGCAAGGAAAUCGACUUGACGCAGCUAUGUCAAGUCAAGAGCCUCAGAGCCAGGAGUCAGAGCAAAUGGAAUCCCAGAGUCAAGAACCGGAGCUUAUCCCAGAGUCAGAGGCAAAUCGCGCCUCUCUGUUUUCGACAACCUACAGGGACUUUGCUUCUGGUAGCCCGGUCAGCUCCAAAGAUAUACUAAACUCAGUCCUGCGAUCAAAUUCACCUCCGCCUCCUACUUUGGCUAGUUCACAGAAAACUGCCGAGAGAGCCUCAAGUGCUCGGCCCCCAUUACAACCGGUACAACCGGUAUUCAAAGUCCCAGCUCCACGACCAGGUUUACCAUCAGCCCAUGAUCAAGAAAAUGAGGCGCCGCCAACCUUCAAAAGAAACAAACAAGCACCGUUAAUUCAUCUCGACAAGAUGGAAAAGGGUUCAUCCCGACCACAAAGUAUGGAUAUGGAUGCUUUGCGUGCUGGGUCUCCCGAAAGACGCCCCUUGGCAACUAGGAGUCAAAAUACACCACGACGACCCGCACCACCCCCUCCAAAGAUGUCCAUUCUCGAGGCGGCGACCAGUACUGCUGGAGCAGCUACGGCCUCGAAUGCUGGGGCGAGGAGGAACAGAAUGAAAAUUAACGGGAAACAUUUUACGAGACUUGACUGCAUUGGACGUGGAGGUAGUUCACGAGUGUAUCGGGUGAUGGCGGAGAACUCGAAAUUCUUCGCGCUCAAGAAAGUAUCCUUGGAUGAUGCCGAUGAGAUGGCUGUGCGUGGCUUCAAGGGGGAGAUUGACUUGCUCAAGAAGUUAGAGGGAGAAGAUCGAGUAAUCCGUUUCUACGAUUAUGAACUAAACGAGGAUAAAGGGGUACUUAGUGUCCUUAUGGAGAUGGGAGAAUUGGAUAUGAAGAAGAUAUUGGACCUACGCACGAAACAGGAGCACUCCAAGUUCGAUGCCAGUUUUGUAAGACAUUAUUGGAAAGAAAUGCUUGAGUGUCUUCAGGCUAUCCACCAGCACGAUAUCGUACACUCCGACUUGAAACCCGCGAAUUUUGUUCUCGUCCAAGGACGCCUAAAAUUGAUUGAUUUUGGAAUCGCCAAUGCAAUUGAAACUGAUGAGACAGUCAAUGUCCACCGCGAAAAUCAAAUCGGUACUCCUAACUACAUGUCGCCCGAAUCACUCAUGGAUUCUAACGCUAAACCCGACUCUCGCGGCCGGAUUCCAAACGAGCCCAAGCUCAUGAAGCUAGGCAAACCGAGCGAUAUCUGGAGUCUAGGCUGCAUCCUCUACCAAAUGACCUAUGGUCGCCCACCCUUCGAUCAUAUCCAGAACAUGAUGCAGCGGUGCCAAGCCAUUAUCAACUUCAACUACCCUAUCGAAUAUCCUUCCGUUGGCAUCGGCAGUGUCCCAGUACCCGCAAGCCUCGUCCGAACGCUGAAAGCCUGCUUGAACAGAGACCAGCAUCAGCGACCUACUGCAACGCAAUUAUUAGACGAGAGAGACCCAUUUUUAAACCCGAUUGAUUAUGAUGAACUUGCCCUGCCAAUUACGGAAGAGUUGCUUGGGCGUAUACUGCUCAACGUCGCGACGAAGAUCAAGGAUCGCACACCAACGGAGGCGGAGUUGUUAAAAGCAUGGCCACAGGGCUACUUCGAGCGCUUAAGGAAAAAUAUGGCCGAAGGGAAGGUUCUAUGA
Molecule: messenger RNA, 2559 nt
Organism: Venustampulla echinocandica
Lineage: Eukaryota; Fungi; Ascomycota; Leotiomycetes; Helotiales; Pleuroascaceae
Exons: 2
Coding region: 1-2559 (852 amino acids)
Biological process (GO): meiotic spindle assembly checkpoint signaling; chromosome segregation; protein localization to kinetochore
Cellular component (GO): kinetochore; spindle; nucleus
Molecular function (GO): ATP binding; protein serine/threonine/tyrosine kinase activity; protein serine/threonine kinase activity
Source: RefSeq, a predicted model, not a curated record